Molecule: messenger RNA, 2345 nt
Organism: Petromyzon marinus (sea lamprey)
Lineage: Eukaryota; Metazoa; Chordata; Hyperoartia; Petromyzontiformes; Petromyzontidae
Gene: NDUFAF1
Product: NADH:ubiquinone oxidoreductase complex assembly factor 1
Biological process (GO): mitochondrial electron transport, NADH to ubiquinone; mitochondrial respiratory chain complex I assembly
Cellular component (GO): mitochondrion
Source: RefSeq, a predicted model, not a curated record
GUGGGGGAGGCACGGAAAGACCCCGGAACGCAACUGACGGCGGCACGUUUGUGGGUGACUCCAUCGCAAACGUUCCACUUCACCCCCCCCUACCCCCACCUAAGAUGGCGUACGCGGCGUCGGCGAUGUUAUAGGAAAAAAAAAAACCCCAGCCCCAUCCAUGUCGAGUCGGCUGGCUCCAUUGGUCGAGAGGAUCGGCCCCCAGAGGUCGACGUUCACGUGCGGAUGAGACCCCGCAAGACCUCACCCACCCACACAGCAGGGAGGACGCCCCGGUUGUUUAGUGUGAGGAUACGCGGACGUGUUCGUUCUUUGAAUUGCGCGUGUAACUAAUUUCCUUCCCGUCGUACGUAGCCAAACUCGUGUUCAUCGGAGGUGCGCGAUGAGGAGGGGUGGAUGGGUGGGUAAAGCACAACAAACUAAACGCAGCAAAAAGCCAGCUCAAAAUAAAUUAAGUUUCCCAUCUCGAGCUAGUAGCUCCAGCGCCUGGCCCCGAUAUCGGAGGAGCGUUCCAGACGGACGCAGAAGCGCAUCUGAAAGCGCGCCGUAUUUGUCAUCUUAAGACAUGUUGUUUGGUUCGUGUCCGUCAAAAGUCGUGCCGAGAAGCGCGUGGCUUCGGCCUCUCCGUUACGCGAGCUUCAUCGCUCGAAGCAUCGCAACGUCAACAGCCUCCUCAUCAUCAUCAUCCUCAUCGUCGUCUUCGUCGUCGUCGUCUUCUGGAGCUGGCAAUGUCGGCUUCCCUCUUUCUCCUCCGCGCUCCACCUGGGAGAGAGGGAUGUGCGGCGUGAGGCAGCAGCUGGGCGCCCUGAAGGAGCACCUGCGGGGCAAGGUGUUGGGGCCGGACGGAGUGCCGCUGGGCACCUACAUGUGCCAGCAGAGCCACGUGCCCUGGGCCUGCAGAGGCCCCGAAUGCCUCGAGGAUUGGCUCGUCUCGUCAGAUGCUGAGAUGGGCGGACGCAGCCGAUCGUUUUUAUCGCUGAGCAAGAACAACAAGACCCUGCUCUUUCAUGGCGAACUCGAUAACUACAUCCCUCGAGACGGCAAAACCAAGUACAGCGGGUACUGCACACUGAGGUCCAAGCCCCGGAAGGGUUUCAUGAACAAGAAGAAGGCCUUCGACUGGGGAGACAUGAACGUGCUGUUCCUGCGAGUGAGAGGAGACGGGAGACCCUACAUGAUCAACAUCAGCGUCGACAACUACUACACCCACAUGCAGAACGACCUCUACCACUACUUCCUCUUCACCCGCGGAGGCCCUACCUGGCAGGACGUCAAGAUUCCAUUUUCCAAGUUUUUCUUGGCAUCUCGUGGCAGGAUUAAUGAUGUACAGCAUCCGAUUUGGACAGACCGGGUGGGGACGCUGGGCUUCACUUUGGGCGAGCAGGCGGAUGGGCCUUUCCAGCUCGAAAUCGACUUCAUCGGCGUCUACAAAGACCCCGCGCACAGCGAGGAGUUUGCGUACGAGACGUACAAGCGGAACCCCAACGCCAAGCGGUGACACAGUUGUCGCGAGCGGCACCGCCAGGGGCGGACGGGAGAUGCGGCCUGUGCCGAGGCUGCACUGCACAGCCGCACUGCUGCACGAGCGUGCGUGAGAGCACGUGAAUGAGUUAUUUAAAGAACUAAUUGUUAUAUAUUAUAGUUAUAUAGUUGAGCAGGAAGCUGCCGUAAGCGUAACGGUUCAGCACAAUUAGACUCGCGGGCCAAAGAUCGCCGGUUGCAACCCAUCUCUCGGCAUGGCAGUCAAACCUAUGGGGCAAGUUUAUUGAAAUCCCUCUGUCCACUGAGCAGUCGAAAUGGGUUUACCACAGUUGAUGGGCAGACCGAGUGUGGUGGGAUAAAGUGUGGCCACUCCCUCUGUUUCCAACACAUGUGGUUAGAGUAUGAGACUAGCGGAUGCCCUUCUGGCAGUAGUGGCAUGACAAAGCAAUUUCAGAGACCCGUGUGUUGAACUUCUUUCGCACCAUACGUAGCCAAUUGUGCUAAUCGGAACCUAUGUUCAGGUUUCCCUCGCUUCGUGCGGGUUCGGUUUGUGCAGUUUUGAGUAUAUGCGGUUAAUCUAUUUGUAACCAAAAAUUCGCUAUGUGGUUUGAAUUCACUCCACAUGUGGUCUGGACAUGGGACAACAUUACACUAUGUACUGUAUGCACUACUCAGCAGGUAGCUGUCUCAUACGGUUUUUCUUUGUACACAUCUAUCGCAUAAAGCGAGGGAAGCCUGUAUACUAAAUUAAUAGUUAUGCAAAACGUGUAAAAACAAAGUGAGCAAAGAUGUAUUGUUAUUAACAAUAACAAAAAGCCACGUUUGAGAUCCGAGUGUUAAUAAAUUACUUUUAUUGCAAAACA